CCGACGGCGUCAAACUGAUUUCCGACAAGGGUACGGACCAGGAGGCGCCAUGAAUGAUGCAAUGGGCUGCAACCUGGCCAGGUUGGCGCGAAACAAAAUCACCGACAUGGCUAUUACUCCCAGCCCUGGCGAGGACGAACAAGUCAUCAAUGACCAAGUCAGCGAUUCAAACCCACAUGGCAACAGCGACGGUAGCACCGCAGUUGGUAAACAGGGUGCCAGCUUACCCGCGCCCAGCCUCACGUCAACAAUAAAGACGAGCCACUUCGUAAGCAACACACCAGACAAACUCUUGAUAGGAUUCCUGAGACGACCACCAUCCGCCACACCACUUCGGAUUCACAGGGAGAGGUCAUCGAGCCAGAUCGAGUUUUUUAGGGUCCUGGACGAGAAGAUAAACAGGGUGAGAGCACACUAGUGGUGAAUUGUACACUGUGUGCAAUCGUAAAUCACCACUGAUUAUGCAGCUUGAAUAUACAAAAAAUGGCAACAUGUCUUCUGUGGUGAAAGAUGCUGUACAAAGCCAAAGCUGUUAUGCCAGGGAGUUCAGUAAAGGUCUGGCCGGUAAACCAUUCGGCAUGCACCUUUUUUUUUCUAAAUCAAUAAAAGCAUGCACUCUACAAAAA
Molecule: messenger RNA, 626 nt
Organism: Rhipicephalus microplus (southern cattle tick)
Lineage: Eukaryota; Metazoa; Arthropoda; Arachnida; Ixodida; Ixodidae
Source: RefSeq, a predicted model, not a curated record